AGGAGGUAUGGAAUUCGAUUCGACUCGCCGCCCUCUACUUUAGCUUCCCCUCAUACUGCUCUCUCACGUCAGAAAAAUCGUUCCAUGGAUUCGUCUCCUCUACUUAAAUUCAAGUUCGAUAGACAGAUGGAUGAGGUGGUCAUAGUAGUGGCGAAGAUAGUGAACUCCAUAGUAGUGGCGGUGGUGGCGAGGGUGCUUGCAAUAUGGUGGUGGUGGCAGUGAUGAUGGAUGAUGCAGCACAAGGUGUAGCCAACAAGUACAAUGACUAGCUGGACCACGUCAAGCUUUGCAGGAGCUAGCAGAUUAAUGGGCGAAGACUUCAACGACAAUAUUUUAUUUUAUUUCUCCUAUGAGCACGCAUGUGAGCAAGCAAGAUUCAGAGGAAUACCUGGGGAUGGAAGAUGCUUGUUCAGAUCUGUGGCUCAUGGUGCCUGCCUGAGAACAGGAAAACCAUCUCCAAGUGAAAACCUUCAGAAAGAAUUAGCAGAUGAACUGAGACUAAAAGUUGCGAAUGAAUUUAUCACAAGACGAUCGGACACCGAGUGGUUUCUUGAAGGUGAUUUUGAUACAUAUGUUACGCAGAUCAGAAAACCUCAUAUGUGGGGAGGAGAGCCUGAGCUGCUCAUGUGUUCGCAUGUUCUUCGGAUGCCAAUUACUGUUUACAUGCAUACUAGAGGUUCUGAUGACCUUCAAAUUAUAUCAGAGUAUGGUCAGGAGUAUGGCAAGGAAGAUCCAAUUCGUGUGCUCUAUCAUGGCUAUGGGCAUUAUGAUGCUUUGCAGAUACCUCUUGGAAGAACAAAGUUGAAAUCGUAUGUGAAAAGAUAAACAGCUACGCACGCUGCAGGACUCAGUGGGUUUGCAGCUUAUGGUAAUUGUAAAGUCAGCGACAAGUUGCAGAAAUCUGAAUAAGAAAUUUCACUUAAAAACUCAAAUUCGGCUGUUUGUUCUAAACUAAUUUAUCUAACAUCUAUAAUUAUCAUGCUUCUACCUAAUAUGGUAUGAGAAUAAUUAGUCAAUAUAUUUCUAUUGCUAUUUGUUGGUCAUGGAUCACUCAAUCUGAAUGAACUGCGAAACGGCAAAACAAUCACUUUCUUGCUGGUUACUAUUAGUAAUGGUAGUGUUGUUAAAUUUGUUCGGGCAACAAAACUGAUUAUUUUUAUUGCAUUUGUCUUCUGCAAAAGCUGUGCCUUGUUCACUAGGUUCUGAAAUAUUCUAAAACCAAGUAGUUGAAGUGGACAUUUUGAAAAGAAAGAAACUAUCAUUUGUCAUGACUGCUACACAAUUACCUACCACUAGAAUGUGCACAUGUAACACGCAUGCUUUUUUGUUUUCCAAUAAAAGAAAGAGU
This is a messenger RNA of Phoenix dactylifera (date palm), 1348 nucleotides long. Its product is annotated as OVARIAN TUMOR DOMAIN-containing deubiquitinating enzyme 4-like. Gene Ontology annotation, molecular function: cysteine-type deubiquitinase activity. Gene Ontology annotation, cellular component: cytosol; nucleus. The record is from RefSeq and is a predicted model, not a curated record. Lineage: Eukaryota; Viridiplantae; Streptophyta; Magnoliopsida; Arecales; Arecaceae. Gene Ontology annotation, biological process: ERAD pathway; protein deubiquitination; endoplasmic reticulum unfolded protein response.